This is a messenger RNA of Microbotryum saponariae, 1931 nucleotides long. The record is from the annotation of a GenBank genome assembly. Lineage: Eukaryota; Fungi; Basidiomycota; Microbotryomycetes; Microbotryales; Microbotryaceae.
AUGAAGUUGCCAAGGUCAGUGUCAGAAGGAGAUGUACCCCACCUAUACUCUGACAACGAGACGCAUCCCUCCCCCGCAAUUGGGGUUCUGUGCAUAGGGGCCUUCAUAAAUGCCAGCUGACCUCGAUGAUCGUGGAAUUUUUGAUGCAGCACAACACCGAAAAAGACCUCUGGACCGUCAUCAAUGGCGAUGUUUAUGAGUGAGUAUCCCACACCCUGCCGUCCUUCUGCUCGUGAUAAUCUCGCCGGAUCCCCCCCACUGAUCUCCCCUCACUGCCCCACAUCACAUCCCGUGCCAACCAGCUUGACCAAGUUCAUCGACAUGCACCCGGGCGGCACCAACGUCUUGCUCGCGACAGCUAUCGCAGGAGGUGAUUCAUCCGAAGCCUUCUUCUCCAUGCACCGCUCCGAAGUCUUGACCAAAUACCAACGCCUCAAGAUCGGCCGCGUAUCGGACCCGAAAAGUCGACCGUAUUUACUUCCCAUCGCAGGAGAAUUAUCGCCUGUUCCCAUGGCUGAACCGGGAUGGUUGGUCAAGGAUUUCAGGACACCUUACUACGAUGAUAGUCAUCGGAGGUUGCAGAGGGAGAUGAGGAAGUUCUUUGAUACCGAGGUCAAGCCUGAGGCGAGAGUCAACGAAGGUGCCGCUGAGAGGCCCUCUCAGCGCGUCAUGGAGCUGAUGGGUUCGCCCGAGUGGGAGAUUAGUGAGUGUCCUCCCGAGUGGCUUUUAAACAUCACAGAAUCUCCGUACUAAUGUAUCGCUUUUUCGUUACCUUAGACGCGAUGCGAAUGGGACCCGGACCUCAUCUCCAAGGCCGAAAAUUACCGGGAGGCAUCAAACCCGAGGAGUUCACCUACUUCCACGAGCUCGUCGUCAUCCAGGAGCUCGUACGAGUCGGCGCACCGGGGUACAUGGCCGGUCUCAACGCUGGGAUGGUCAUUGGCCUCCCUCCCGUCCUCAACUUUGGUUCCGAAAAGAUGCGCAAAGAGGUCCUGCCCGACAUCCUGCGAGGGAAAACCAUCAUUUCGCUUGCUAUAUCGGAGGCUGCAGCAGGCUCGGACGUGCAAGGGAUGACGACCAAGGGCACUAAGACGGCCGAUGGAAAGUACUGGGAGGUCACGGGUAACAAGAAGUGGAUCACGUGCGGUCACUAUUCCGACUACUUCAUGACGGGUGUGCGCACCGGUCCCGGGCAAUUGUCCAUGAUGCUCAUUCCUCGCAAGUGCGAGACCCGAGGCGACGGCGUCGACACCCGCAUCAUCAAGACGUCGUACUCUUCGGCGGCAGGAACGGCCUGGGUCACUUUCGACAAGGUUUUGGUCCCCGUUGAGAACGUACUCGGUGGCGAAGGCAAUGGUCUCAAGGUCAUCUUGUCCAACUUUAACCACGAACGAUGGGUCAUCUGCUGCCGCAUCGCUCGCUACUCUCGGGUCAUCUACGAAGAAACCUUUAAAUGGGCCCAUUUGCGUAAAGUCUUUGGCAAGCCUUUGAUCGAACAACCCGUCGUCCGAGCCAAGUUCGCCCUCAUGUUGGCUAAGAUCGAAGCCGGUCAAACUUGGCUCGAGAACUUGACCUUCCAGAUGUGCAACAUGAAGUACGAGCAACAGUCCAAGAUGUUGGCGGGACCGAUGGCGCUUCUCAAGUACUUCUUGUCGAGAUCCCAGGGUGAGAUUGUUGAUGAGGCGGUCCAGAUAUGGGGUGGUCGUGGUAUUACCGCGUCAGGGAUGGGCGUGUACAUCGAGCAGGCGCAACGAACGUAUAAGUUUGACUCGAUCCUCGGUGGUUCCGAAGAGGUUUUGGCUCAGCUCGGUGGUGCGUGUGCUCCUUGUGUGGACUUCGGCCAUGCCGUACUCGCUGAUGUUGACCAUUUUCUCUCGAUCAUGUUCGCAGUCCGUCAGGCGUCCAAGCAAAUGCCUCGCGCCGUCCUCUAA